AAUGCCGUGUUAUGAAGUCCUCUUAUUCCCGAUCAUCUGGCAUGAGGCAUACUGGGUCCAAAAGUCCAGGACCUUCGCAUCGAAGCAAAUCACCUGCCUCAGUAAAGAGGGGUGGCCACUACUCCAGUGCUUAUUCUUCAGCAAAAUCCCCAGUUAAUGGAACCCCAAGCAGUCAAUUAUCCACCCCAAAAUCUACGAAGUCCUCCAGUUCUUCACCAACAAGCCCAGGCAGCUUUCGUGGACUCAAGAUCCCUCCACAUAGUGGAUCUUCUUCCAAUGUGAAUGGUGUACCAGAAUCACUCCAUUGCCAGAGUCCCGAAGGUGUGAAUGGAAGCAAGUGCUCAGGGUCAUCUACCAUUCUUGAGAAGUAUAAAGUGGGGAAGGUGAUUGGUGAUGGCAAUUUUGCUGUUGUAAAGGAGUGCGUAGAACGAUCCACAGGAAAGGAGUUUGCACUGAAGAUCAUAGACAAGGCUAAAUGCUGUGGAAAGGAACACCUGAUUGAAAAUGAAGUGUCUAUUCUGCGUCGAGUGAAGCAUCCAAAUAUCAUCAUGCUUAUAGAGGAGAUGGACACUCCAACAGAACUCUAUCUGGUGAUGGAACUAGUCAAGGGGGGAGAUCUAUUCGAUGCUAUCACUUCUUCUACAAAAUAUACAGAGCGAGAUGGGAGUGCAAUGGUCUAUAAUCUAGCCAGUGCACUGAAAUACCUUCAUGGUCUCAACAUUGUGCACAGAGACAUCAAGCCAGAAAAUCUCCUGGUAUGUGAAUAUCCAGAUGGAACCAAGUCUUUGAAGCUAGGAGACUUUGGACUGGCGACUGUGGUUGAAGGACCUUUAUAUACUGUCUGUGGUACACCCACAUAUGUGGCUCCAGAAAUUAUUGCAGAGACAGGAUAUGGCUUAAAGGUGGAUAUUUGGGCUGCAGGUGUGAUCACAUACAUACUGUUAUGUGGAUUUCCACCUUUUCGCAGUGAAAACAACCUUCAGGAAGACCUCUUUGAUCAGAUACUUGUUGGGAAGCUGGAAUUUCCUUCUCCCUACUGGGAUAACAUCACUGAUUCAGCAAAGGUACUGAUACGUUUUCCAACCUGA
Fulmarus glacialis (Northern fulmar) is the source of this 1088-nucleotide messenger RNA. RefSeq names its product serine/threonine-protein kinase DCLK2-like. The record is from RefSeq and is a predicted model, not a curated record. Lineage: Eukaryota; Metazoa; Chordata; Aves; Procellariiformes; Procellariidae. Gene Ontology annotation, biological process: protein phosphorylation. The transcript has 11 exons. Gene Ontology annotation, molecular function: ATP binding; protein kinase activity. The annotation marks the transcript as partial.